Messenger RNA from Stegostoma tigrinum, 1728 nucleotides. RefSeq names its product probable G-protein coupled receptor 141. The transcript is spliced from 4 exons. Lineage: Eukaryota; Metazoa; Chordata; Chondrichthyes; Orectolobiformes; Stegostomatidae. The record is from RefSeq and is a predicted model, not a curated record. Gene Ontology annotation, molecular function: oxysterol binding; G protein-coupled receptor activity. Bases 436 to 1269 code for a protein of 277 amino acids. Gene Ontology annotation, cellular component: membrane. Gene Ontology annotation, biological process: G protein-coupled receptor signaling pathway.
CUGAGUGUCAGACAGUUGCUUCCAUGUUUUAGCACUGACAGCUUUUUCUGCAAAUUUCAAGUGGCAUAAAAAUCAGCAUCAACUAACUUUGAUUUAAGACCAAGUUCUUCAUGCACAGGAUUUUGCAGAAAUCUUACCAGUAAGAAGAGUGUCCAUGAUUGCAUAUACAGUUGUUUGACUGUGGAAAGUAACAUCACCUUUAACCGAAACAUAAGCAGACAAGUAACACCUGCUUGAUUUUUGACUCAUCGAGAAUUAAGAUGUUGAGGAUAUGUUCAGGCACUUUUCCACAUUUUUCAGAUAGAUCCCAUUAUCAUAGCUAUACUGGAAAAGCUUGGCAAAAGGUUGGACAACAAACCAAACUCAUCAGAUACAGAAAUUACAGAACAACCUGCAAUAUCUACUGAAGACACUUCCAACUCUUCAGGCUAUCAAAUGAAUCAUAAUUUACAUGAACAGAACCAAUUUGCUUUAAUAGCAUUGUACUCUAUUGUGUUUGUAGGAGGAGUUAUUGGAGCUAGUGUUAUGUUAUUUCGAAUUCUGAAGAAUGACAAGAAUUCAAAAUCAUUUAUCAUCAUCAAUCUAUUAGUAGCACAUGUGAUUUUUCUAAUAACUGUGCCAUUUCGUGUUUCUUACUAUGCAAUUAAAGAAUGGAAGUUUGGGUUAGUUUUCUGUAAGUUAGUCAGUGCUGUUAUACACAUUCACAUGUACUUAACCUUUGCAUUUUAUGUGAUCAUCGUCAUCAAUAGAUUUCAUAAUGUCUUUCAAAAGAGUGACAGACUAAAGGCUUACAAACCAUGGAACGUUUUAGUGUUCAGUGCAGUUGUAUGGCUUGUGGUGGCUGUGGUUAUUUCAAUAUUUCUAAUGAAUUAUGGCAGUUAUCUGGAAUAUGACAAAAAUCAGUGUUUUCACUUUGAAACUGAAAUUUCAUCACCAACUGUCAGGCUAACCAAUUACAUUUUAAUCAGCACAACAAUUUGUACAGUUAUCAUUUUGCUCAUCUGGCAGAUAGGUAUAAUGUUAAAUCUGGUUUUCAAGCAUGGCUCACAAACAUGUGCACAUCAAGUCUUUCGUGCCCAACUAAAGACAUUAACAUUUAUAUUGAUAAUGUUUGUGUUUUUUGUUCCAUAUCUUGGAUUCCGAGCAUAUUACAUCAAAGAAUCGAAGAAUUGCUCAUCAAUUAUAUAUUCACUUAACGAAGCAGGUUUAUCCAUUACUGGAAUGAGUUGUUUUGACUUGUUAAUUUUUUGGAUAUGGCAUUCCGUUUAAAACCUUACCAAGCAGCGAGGUACAAGCCCAUGGUGACUGUAAACUGUGUGUAGUUACUUGAUCAGUUUUUUUUUAGAGCAAGUUGAACAUCCCACACUUUGAAAUACCAAAUCAAAUGGAUUAGAACAGUAAAUUGCUACUUGAGGUAUAAAUUUGAUAUCAAGGACAAUUGAGAAUUAUAUAAUCAUAAAAGCAUGUCCAUUAUUCUAAAUCCAUGCAGCAACAUUUUUGUGAAAGAUAAAACAAGUUUUGAUGCACCCACUUAACUGUUAUUGAUGUGAUUUUUAACAUGGUUUCCUGUUCAAUCCUCUGAUGGAUAAGCUGAAUUUAAAUUCAAGACAGAACUCAUACAUUAUUUUUACAUUAUUACUGAGUUAUGCAAAGGCAUCCUGGGUGAAGAUGUGUUAGAUUUUCUCCAAAGAUACAUACAUUGUAAUGGAUUGUGAUGUAAAGCUUUCA